Molecule: messenger RNA, 829 nt
Organism: Alnus glutinosa
Lineage: Eukaryota; Viridiplantae; Streptophyta; Magnoliopsida; Fagales; Betulaceae
Product: receptor-like protein EIX2
Exons: 1
Coding region: 150-713 (187 amino acids)
Molecular function (GO): protein binding
Source: RefSeq, a predicted model, not a curated record
AUUCGAUUAGAGGUGGUUGUAAAAAUUCAGCAUCAUUGCGAGUAGAGGGAAAUGAUUAUGAAUAUGAAAUUCAGUUUUGUAUACAAGCAUUCUUGGUAACAAAGGGAAAUGAGUAUGAAUAUAAAGAGACGCUUUCUCUUGUCGUAAGCAUGGACCUCUCGAGCAACAAUUUAAUUGGAGAAAUCCCUGAGGAAGUCAUCAAUCUUCACGGAAUACGAUUCUUGAAUUUGUCCAAUAAUAAACUCCAUGGAAAGAUUUCUGAGAAUAUUAGUGCCAUGAAAAUCUUGGAAUCUCUUGAUGUCUCAAUGAAUCAACUCACAGGUGUGAUACCUCAAAGUAUGGCAACUUUAACAUUCUUGAGUUAUUUGAACUUAUCACACAAUAACUUCUCGGGCAGAAUUCCAUCGAGCACUCAACUUCAAAGCUUUAGUGCACUGAGUUUCAUUGGGAACCGUGAUCUUUGUGGACUUCCACUUACGCCUAGCUGCUCUGGAGAUGACACGCCCCUUGAGCCAAUACCCAAUGCUGACGAUGAUCAAGGAGGCGAGGAUGGUGGGUGGAUCGACAUGAAGUGGUUUUAUCUUAGCAUGCCAUUUGGAUUCGUAAUGGGGUUUUGGGGUGUAGUUGGUCCAUUGGCAUUCAACAAGGCUUGGAGAUAUGCUUUCUUCAUGUAUCUGGAUGACAUCAAGUAUAAACUCUUCGGUGGUGUUUGAAAGAGUAAAGAAAAAUGACAAGACCAUGCGCUCGCAUGGACAAAGAGAAUUGUUGUUUUUCUUCAAUAAAGCAUUGUUAAUUAUCCUUUGGUUGUAUAUUUUAUGUAAAACUCUUA